AAGGGGAAUUUAUUAUCACGCUCUCUGUUUGGCAGUGCAAGUCAUAGAGGCCUUGCUACUAUGGCAACUGGAGUUGUUUGGCUAUUUCGUAUGGGGACAGAUGUUCAAGCUUUCUCCUGCACAGAGGCUGCAACCACACUGCUGAAUUAAUGCAGCUGGACGCCACUUUAACUGCUAUGGCUCCGUGAUAUGGUCUCCUGGGAAUUGCGGUUUGGGGAGGCCCCAGUUCUCCCUGGAAAUGAAGGGCAAAGGGCUUGUAAAACCAUAACUCCCAGGGUUAUCUGGCAUUGAGCCAUGGUAGUGAAAGUGGGGUCAAGCGGCAUUCAUCCAGCACUGUAUUUUAUUUAUUGUGUCAGAAGCGGAUUGAGGGUACAGUUGUAAUGUAUUUAACAACACAAACAAAGUUAAAACUUGGUGUGAUACUAAAUGUCCUUUGACCAGAAGCUGGCCACUUGGGGUGCCUCUGGGGUUGCUAUAAGAAGGUCCUCCAGUGUGCAUGUGGCAGAGCUCAGGCUGCAUUGUAAUAGGUGGCUUGUGGUUUGCUCUUCUCCACACUCGCAUGUCAAGGUUGACUCUGCAUCUCAUGGUGCCAGAGCGCAGUCUGUUCAGCGACUUGGAAGUUGCCCAGUCUUCUGUGUGCCCAGGGGGAAGUCUCUCAUCUGUUAUCAGCCACUGAUUGAGGUUCCGGGUUUUAGCCUGCCACUUUUGAACUCUCACUUGCUGAGGUGUUCCUGCGAACAUCUAUGUAGAUCUUAGAAAGCUGUUUCUUGAUUUAAGGCAUUGGUGUGAUGGCUGAUAUAGGAAAAGAGGAUGUUCCGGAGAUGUCACUGCCUUGGUUUUUUCAUUACAAGCUGCUACUUACAGGUGGAUGUCAGGUAGUGCAAUACCAGCUAAACAGUAUAAUUUCUCCAGUGAUGUGGGUCGUAGUCAUCCUGUGAUAAUGUGGCAUGUCUCAUUAAGAGCCACAUCCACUGUUUUAGCAUGAUGAGAUGUGUUCCACACUGGGCAUGCGUAUUCAGCAGCAAAGUAGCAAAGUGCAAGGGCAGAUGUCUUCACUGUGUCUGGUUGUGAUCCCCAGGUUGUGCCAGUCAGCUUUCAUAUGAUAUUAUUUCUAGUGCCUACUUUUUGCUUGAUAUUCAAGCAGUGCUUGUUGAAAGUCAGAGCACAGUUCAGGGUAACUACCAAGUAUUUUGGUGUGCUGCAGUGCUCCAGUGGGAUUCCUUCCCAGGUAGUCCUCACAGCUCAAGAUGCUUGUCUGUUCUUAAGGUGAAAAGCAUAUGUCUGUGUUUUUGAUGGAUUAGGAAUCAGCUGAUUUUCCCUGUAAUAGGCAGUAAGAGCACCUAAAGCUUCAGAAAGCUUCUGUACAACCAGCAAUAUAGAUGGCCCCAUACUCCAAUAAUAAUAAUAUAAUUAUAAUAAUAAUACUUUAUUUAUAUACCGCUCUAUCUCCCUGAAAGGACUCAGGGCAUUUUCCAACAUAAGUGUGAAACAACAUGCAAUAACUGAACACAACAAAAUAAAUCCAUCGUUAAAACAAGUCAAAGACAAAGACAAUUCAGUUAAAAUAAGCAAUCAAUCAAAAUAGCACUGCUCAAAUGGGAAGAGGCCAUAAGCACGUGCACAGUACCCAGUCUAGAGUCUAGUGUGGCAGGUCACUGCCCUCCAUUCAGAAUCAUAGAGUUGGAAGAGAUAGCUAUCCAGCCUCUGUUUAAAAGUCUCCAAGGAAGGAGGCUUCCACCCCACUUCAAAGCAGAGUCCCACUGUGGAACUGCUGUCACGGUCAGGAAGUUCUUCCUAAUAUUCAUGUGGAAUCUCCUUUCCUGUCACUUGAAGAGAGAGAACCCCACAUUCACUCUCUCGGUUAUGGGGUUGCAGUGGGGUUUUGGAGUUUGGUUCCCCCUCUGGAUGCCCACAUCUGUGGAUGCACAAGUCCUAUUAUAAACAAUGACAUAGCAAAGUGGCAUCCUUCAUAUAAAACGGCAAAAAUAAGAAGAGGGAGACUGAAUUUAAUAUAUACUGGGCUGGAAUUACCAAUACAAGUCUAAAGAUGAAAAAUGUCUGAAGAAAACACAAAACAAAGAAGGAUACAGUCUUUUCAACUGGAUGCUAUAGUAUGGCAGCAAAAUCGAGGAAAGGACUAAAAGGUUCCAUUGAUGAUGUUCUUGGUGAGCUUCUUGGAGAUGAUGAUGACACCCCCCUCAAAGCUGGUAAGCUUGCUUCAUUUGGUAGAGAACGUGCCAGAGGAAUCGCCUUGCAGACCAGUAAAAAGGGGCUUCUGGAUGAUGAUUUCUUCAGCAAAAUGGCUCUUGAAGAGGAGGCUAAUGCAGAGGAUGCUGAUAUCUCAGAUGUGGACCCUGAUGCUCUGCUGGAGACCCUGAAGGAUAUGGAUGACAUGGAAGCUGAUCUUCUGGGCAUAAAGAAAGCAAAUUCUGAACCUGUGCAAAAACCUGCAAAGAAUGUGACAAAUUCUCCGCCUUCAACUGAGCCAGCCAAAUCUGCUAAAAAAACAACAAUCAUUGAAAAAGAUAUAGAUGAUCCCUUGGCUGGACUUUUGUCUGACGAAGAAGAGGGCACAGUGAAGAAAGCACAAUCCUUUGCCACUAAAAAUGCUCCAGAAAGAAAUACUGGAACUGUUAAAGAAAAAAGUACUAUUGGUUUAUCUACAACUCUUUCCCAUGCUGUUGUCCCUGAGCGGAAAAGGGAUGAAUUAACAUUUGAAGAUGAUGAGGACGAUCUCAUGAAUGCCCUGGGAUUUGGUGACCACCCAAAGGCAGAAUUGAAAUUGGGCAGAAAGAGUGGAGAAAAGGAGUCUCGCCCUGCUCGAUCCAUGCUAGAUGAACUGCUGGGACAAGGAACAGCAAAGACACUCCUGGAGAGACCCAGCACAGGAGAAAGAAAGGAGUUCAAACUGGAUAAGAAAUACCAAAAGCAAGCAGAUAAGGAAGCCAUUUUGGGAGAUGAGUUCACUUUUGGAGCCUACCAACCUACUGUGGCAUCUGCUCCAGAAGGACGGCAGUCAAGACGGCAAUCUGUCAGGUUUUCCUCAGAGAACCUCAGUGAGCUAAAAACAGACCAAAAAUCCAAACCUUCCACCCCAGCAUCUGGCAGCCCAGUACGCAGCAAGAGUGGUGGUGACUGGUUGGGGCUGAAAGAUGACGAUUUUGACUUGCCUCCACCAUCUCCAUUAAAGGAAUCCAGCAAGAGCACCAUGAGAGCAUCCUCGCUGGAUGUGCCACCUGGGUCUUGUGAGGUUGAGCAUCCGCCUCCCACCAACCAGGUCCCUUCUCGAACCAAACUAGCCCCUGAAGGAGCAGCACUGAAGCCUGAGCCCACUGAAGAUGAUGCUGACAGCUGGCUGAGCAAUGUCUUGUCUCAAAAGAAAUCUCGCAUGCAGGAGAAAGUGAAGGAAAAGAAACCAAGACCCUCUGAAUCUCAAAUACAUGGAGAGGAGGAGAAUCCCAUCACUCUUGCCAUUCAGCAUAUUCCCUCUGCCCAGAGAUAUCAGCCACCUGUUUCUCCCAUGGAUAGACCUGCCAGACUAGAAGAACCUAGGAUUUCCACAUCGUGGUUAAAAUCUCAAGAACAAAUGACUUCAGCUUUUCCAUCUGAUCUCAGGAAAGGGACUCCCUUUGGAGACUCUAAUGCUACAGCACCUGCAGCAUUUUUGCAAGAACAACAAGAAGCCUUUAGGAUUCCUAUGCAUUCUCAGCUGCUACACUCGGAGCCCCAUUUACUGAGCUCCCCAAAUACCAUUGAGUAUGAAAAAAGGCUAGCAGGUGUGCAGUUGCAGCUGCGAGAGAGCCUGGCAGGCUAUCAGGCUGAACUGCUGAGUGCCCAGACUCGCCUCACUGAGCUGGAAGGCCAGGUAAGGCGGCUGGAGCUGGAGAAGAGUCAGCAGAAACUGUUAUUGGAGAGUCUGCAGCAACGUCAUCAAGAGGACUUAGAACUCAUUGAGAAAGCUCACAGGAACCGUGUGAAGGUGAUUGAGGAUUCAUACCACCAGCGCGAGGAGCGCUUCCAGCAAGAGAAUCAAGAGCUCGCACAGCAGUAUUUGUCUCAGUGCCAGAAUGCGGAGCAGGCCAAAUCAGAGCUGCUAGCCCAGCAUCAGCGCCGACUCACAGAGCUAGAGCAAGAGAAGGCCAAGGAGCUCAAUCGACUACAAGAGCUUCAGCGAAUAUCCAUUCUGGAAAUGCGCAAAGACCAUGAAGAACAACUACAACGACUGAAACGGCUGAAGUCCCAGGAGAUUGACGCAGUGACCAGUGCUACCUCCUACACCAGGUCUUUAAAUGGCAUCAUUGACCAGAUGGAAAAGUUUUCAAGCAACCUGAGUGAUCUUGCAAACAAAGUAGAGGCUACACACCACACCACGCACCAAGGACUUGAGAUUGGGGCCCGCCAACGGGAUGAACAGCUAAGAGUUUUACAAGACCGUUUGGCCCGGCAGCAGAGAGAUAUGGAAGAUGAGCGCGGGCGACUGCAAGAGGUUAUCUCUAAAAUGGAGGCCAGGUUAAAUGAGCAGACUCGCCUUCUGGAGCAGGAACGCUGGAGGGUCACCACAGAACAAUCCAAAGUGGAAUCUUUGCAGCACUCUCUGGAGGAGCAGAGGAGGGCCAUGACCCAGCAGCUGGCUAUGGAGAGGGAAGAAUUGGAAAGGGCAAAGAAUUCUUUGCUUGAGGAACAGAAAUCAGUCAUGCAGAAAUGUGCCGAAGAGCGCCGUAAGCUCGCUGCAGAGUGGUCAGAGCUCCACACCCAACAGAGACUGAUCAAGGAGCGUGCAGAGCGGGAGGUUGACAGGGCUCUGCAGAUGGAUUCUCAGAGAGAAGGAGCCAUCAUGAGCUUUGCAAAGGAACAAGCAGACCUGAAAAUCAAAGCCAGUGAGUUGCGAGCCAAAGAAGAGCACUUGGCUAGAGACAAAGAAGUUCUGGAGCAAGAAAAGCAGGCACUAAGGCUAGAAAAGGAAAGAGUCAAUGCAGCCGCUCUGCACAUCAAACAGAGGGCAGCUGAAAUUGACAGUAUGAGCAAGCUCUCCUCUCAGAAGUAUGAAGAAGGGGAGAGAGCCCUCCUGGAGGCACGGAAGGUAGAAUCAGAGCAUCAAGCAAGACUGCAUGCGAUACAGCAGCAGAUGGAGCGAGUCAAGCAACAGGAGGAAUAUUUGCAUCAGGAACGCCUCAGUUUGACUCAUCAGAGGAGACAGCUUGAACAGCUGCGGAUGGGACUCCCAGCCAAUAAUCCACUGGUGUUCCAGACUUUGCCUCAGAUGCCAUUGUCAGGAGUUCAGUCCAACACAAUCUCCAACAUGAACUAUAUGUCUGUUCCUGUGAAUGAUCUUCCUAAAGUAACCCCUAGCAAACCUGGAGGCUCCCAGGCUGUCUCAAAAUCAGGACCCCCAGACCUCUAUGCCAAACUGGUGCUGCAUAAGCUUACAGCUGAACGGGAUCAUGACUUUUUGGAGGAAGAACGGUUCUUCUUAGAAACCUUGAAGAAAGCUUCCUACAAGACUUCGUCUCAGUCAGCAUGAAAGCAGAUGAAUGCUGGAGGCAGACUUGCCUGGACUGAAGUUUUUUUCAAACCAAGAUGGAUUAUCAUUUCUGGUUUGUCCAAUAAUUUGGGUGAGAGGCAGUUAAUUAAACAUGCAAAUUAUCAAAACCUGUUGUGGUAGAAAUUACAUUUUGUAAAAUAAAUGUGUUUUUUAAAGUUUCCUGUAAA
This is a messenger RNA of Anolis carolinensis (green anole), 5709 nucleotides long. It is a transcript of the gene fbf1, whose product is annotated as Fas binding factor 1. The coding region runs from base 2114 to 5521 and encodes 1135 amino acids. NCBI's taxonomy places the organism in Eukaryota, Metazoa, Chordata, Lepidosauria, Squamata, Anolidae. Gene Ontology annotation, cellular component: ciliary basal body; ciliary transition fiber; centriole. The record is from RefSeq and is a predicted model, not a curated record. The transcript has 29 exons. Gene Ontology annotation, biological process: establishment of epithelial cell polarity; cilium assembly.